AGUGUGUGCCAUCAGAUAGCACACUAGAAAGGAAAGAAAACCAGAGGAAGACCAGAAAGCAAGCUUAUCAUGAAAGGGGGUCCGUUUGAAAGGAUCAGGACUUGUUUUAAAAAAUGAUGUGAACCAUUUCCUACUGGAGGGUUAACGUCCUGAAAUAUCAGUUGUCUUUACAUUAGAUCACUGUAUAACUCAAUAUAACACUGGAUUCUAAAGCAUUGCUUUGGAAUGGGAAAAGCGUCCACCACAAAGGAUGUUAAGUGUGGUCACCACGUUCAAGCUUGAGUUAUCAGCGCUUUAGAAAAGAAAUUAAAACUACUGAUCUUGAGCUGACACAACGGGAGAGUGGAAGAUGGAAGGAGAGAUAAUGAAGAUGAACAAGAAGAUGUGAUGAAAAGAAUGAUGGUGGACCAGAGGAGGUAAAUUGCUGUGGAUGGGAACCUCUCUGCAUCCUCUGUCUUCCACAUGACCCCACUCUCCUGCUGCUCUCAGCUCCCGUUAAAACCAUAACAUUCUCUAACAUACACUGGCAGUAUGACAUCCACUCCACAGAUUCUGGCCUUUAAGCUCUCCCCACCCUCUCAGGAUGAGAGUUCAGAGCGUCUGUUCAACUGUGAUGAGAACAUUGAACGGAGCUACGAGGUGAUUCCGGCUGUCGUCUGUUCCAUGUGCUGUCUCUUUGGCAUCAUCUACUGCUUCUUUGGGUACCGCUGCUUCAAGGCCGUAAUGUUCCUUACAGGUCUAAUGUUUGGCUCCAUCAUCAUUUUCAUGCUCUGCUAUAAGGAGAGGGUCAUGGAUACUCAGCUAAGUGUGGAGGCCAGUGUGGGCAUCGGCCUGGGCAUUGGCACUCUGUGUGGCUUGGUUACUAUGCUGGUCCGCAGUGUGGGGCUUUUCAUGGUUGGACUUCUCCUGGGUUUACUGGUGGCCCUUGCCUCUCUGGUGGUUCUGGAAGAGUUUUAUCACCCGAGGACAGUGUGGCUUCCUCUGGGUGUGCUGCUGGGAUCAGGCAUGCUGUUUGCUGUGCUCACGUUGCAAUGGCAGCGCUGUUUUACAACCCUCUCCACUGCCGUCUUUGGAUCAGCCGUGGUUACGGUGACUGUGGAUUAUUUUGUUGAGCUGUUCGCUUUGACACGAUACAUCUACGAGAGGGUGAAGGUGGAUCCACCUCGCCCUGUUUGCUGGUUCACAUGGGUGGUCAUGGGAGUUUGGCCCGUGCUAGCGCUGCUUGGUGUUCUGAUUCAGUGGAAGGUCACGGCUGAAGGAUAUUCACACACAGAAGUCUUCAUCAGUCACCAGCAGAGAAGAGUGCAGUUAAUGCGAAUUAGUCAGAAGGUAGAAAGGAAAGAAUGCAGAAAGAAGAAGAAAAAGCCACAAAAACAGCCACCGCAGCAACAGAAGUACCACCACCCCCCUCAGUCCAACCCUCGUCCACCCAACCCUACACCCAAACUCCAGCAUCCAGAGCCCACCCACCGUCGGAAACCCAACACCAAUCGCCGCUUUGAUGGAGAUAUACUUUCUCCGAGUUACAUCCAGAACUUUUGUGACAGGCGUGCAGACAGGAGGGGCUACUCUCACGACAGGUUGAUUGGUGGCUCACACAUUGUAGAUUUAGACUAUGACUGUGGCUCCCAAGUGCCACUAACAGCCCAAACAGGCCCUGCAGUGAGAGGUUGACCCAGUUCCCCUACUGAACAGGAGAUACACAGCAGCAACCAAUCUGUGAACCAAGAACGUACCGGCUGGAUCAAAUCAAAUAGCUCAAGGGACUCUUAUACCCAAACCGAUUUGCCAUGUUCCCAUGCAUUUUUUGCUAAGUAAGUGUGAUGCUGUUUUGGUUGCAUCAAAUGGAUUGUUUACCUACAACACAGAGUGUUAUAUUUUGCACACCACUGCCUAGUUUUGCUCCUUUACUCUAUUUUGUAUUGCUGAAGAUGGGUGUAGUAUGUGCAUCUGCCCUUCUGAGGCUCUUCUACCCAUAAUUAAGCAGAUAUCUCACUUUGUUCAGGAAGAAUGGUCUCAUAAUCACAGCAGCAAUUUUAAAGAAGGUACAUUAUGUUCAAUCCGAACAUGGGACCAAAUACAGCUUUGACUUUUAAGUGACUAAGUUGUCAUAUAGCAUGCACAGGUUCUGCAGUAUAGACCAUUCAUAUAUCUGUUUACAGAGUAAAACUUUUUUUUUUUGACCUGUUAGACAUGUUUCAGAUAAUGCGUUGUUUACAGCACAGGCAGGGAUGUAUGUACCAUUUUAUAACAGUUUCAAAUGGCUUUAUCUGCUAUGUGUCAGGACCUACGCAAUUUCUGUCAAACCAUGUAAGGUGAAAACAAGAUCAAUUCAGCCUGAGCCUAUUGCUGAAACCACAAAUAAUGAAAUGUCUUGUGUGUUUAUCUUUGUCAGCCAAUGCAUGUGGGAAAAAGUGCCACCAUUACUUAUUUGUGAAGUAGCGAUGCAUUGCUUUCAUUUUUUUAAACCUGUUGUUAGACGUCCCAUUUAUGUCUGUUGGCUAUUGUGGCUCCCAGUUAAAUCUCAGGGGCUGUGGUAGCAAGGGGAGGCCUAACGAUGUAACUGUGAACACUUAAGGGGUUUGUAUGGAUGAUUAAAAAGUGUCCUUGUCUACUGUGAGAGAGUUUUGAAAGUAAUGAAAGGGACUAAAGAAAGAUGCCUGAGGGGGAAUUAGAAUGGUGGACUUCCCACCGCAAAGGAUGUUGUGUAUUCCUGUGUGUGUUUGUAGAAAGCAUGAAAAGGAGAGAGGGGGAGAGAAAUAGAGAGAGUGUGUCUGUACGUGUAUUUGGGUGUGUAUGCAGAAAGAGAGAAUCUUUUGUGUGUGGUGUGUGUGUGUAGGUUUGUUGAAAGCAUUUGUGCAUACUGGUCUUAAUUUCUGAUUUAUCUUAAUAUUUGGAUGCAGAGUGAUUUCACACCCAGUUUCUCCUCUGUGUUUAUCAGGGCUGUAAGAGCAAUGAAGUCACAGUCUAAUCUCUUCCUCUCUCUGGAGUAGUGAAAGGGCUCAAAGGCUUAAAUUCCUCUCUGUUUGCCAUGUUUUAAAGGGACAGCUUGGAUCUCUAGUAAAAUUUUGUACAUUGUCUGAAUGUAUAUAUGCUUACAUGCAAUUCUGUAUAAUUGCUAGUGCUUUGAUUAAUAUUUUUAAUGUUGUUUUUUUUUUCUUCCUAAUCAGUGGUUACAUCUGUGUGAAGAACUGUCCUUUUGACAAAUGUGUCAUUGAUAGUCAUUUGUAAUUAUAAUUUAUUUCUAAUUUAAUAGAUAAGGAUUUCAAGUGGAACUCUGUAUGUAAUUAAAUUGAUGUCGACCAUUAUUAUUAUUGAGCAUGAAUUUGUACAAACUUUAUGACCAUAAAUGUUGUGCUCCUGAAGUCAAAUAUGCUUUUGUGUAUGUGUCCAUUUCCCUCUUAAUACAUUGCUGUUUAAAACAGACGUAUUUGGUCUAUUUGAAGGCAGUAGAGGCCUUUGAGGCACAGGGUGAAACAUAUUAAAUUGUGUUCAGUAGUUACUGGUGGGCAUGCACCAGCAAUGAAGGCAAAACAUGCUCAAGUACCUCUGUGAUACACUGCAUAAUGUUCCAUUUUAAAAAUAAAUGUGCAAAUCUCCACAGGGGCAGAAUUCAUUUACACUGAGGAAAAUAAAAAAAAAA
Messenger RNA from Xyrauchen texanus (razorback sucker), 3643 nucleotides. Its product is annotated as transmembrane protein 198-B-like. Lineage: Eukaryota; Metazoa; Chordata; Actinopteri; Cypriniformes; Catostomidae. Gene Ontology annotation, biological process: positive regulation of canonical Wnt signaling pathway. The record is from RefSeq and is a predicted model, not a curated record. Bases 532 to 1674 code for a protein of 380 amino acids. The transcript has 6 exons. Gene Ontology annotation, cellular component: cytoplasmic vesicle; plasma membrane.